AUGAUUGUACUGAUGGUGGAGUUGGCUCAAGAGGCCAACUGGUCUAUUUCUACACAUCGUUCUUAUAUUCUUGUUCGGCGUCAGUCUCUUCUUGAUCAUUGGCAACUGCAACCAGAGGUAGAGUUCAAAUGCAGAGACCUUGAUGUCAGCACAAUUACUAUUUCUUCACACUUAUUAAAUACUACACGUGGCAAAAAUAAGGAAACAAAAACCUGUAUGUAUGAAGAUCAUUUCGACUACCUAAAAGGUAAAUGUUCUUCGCAAGAUAUCGUAGCCAAGGAUCUGAAUAAAUGUGCUCAGGAUUCUGUGAGUACUACUGAAUCAACAUCUGGAAAGUACCGCCUUGCACCACUAGUGACCAAACAUGCAACUGGACUGCACAACAGUAAUAUUGAAACAGCAAUCGCUUCCAACAUUCAAUGUGGAAACCAUGUCUUGUCCAUGACAAGCCGUCAACUAGCGGACAAUCAAUUGAAUGAUCCAACGCACGAAACAGAGUCGAAUUCAGUAAUGUCUGAGUGCCGUGAUCCAUGUUCUCGACAACCUUUAAAAGCUUGUGAAACUUCAACAAUAAAGCAACCGUCCGCGUUUAACUUGGAAGGAAAACUACCCACCUGUUCAAAGAAUGGAAGCAACUGCUUGGAAACUCUCAGGGAAGAGGAGAUUAAUUGGAAGGAAAACAUAUUUCAAGUUGAAGGAACGGUACGCAAAAGAGGUCUUGAUUCAAGAAUAUUAACAGUGCAAGAGUCCACAGAAUGUAGUACAAGAAGUCAGACCAAUGAAGAUGGUCAACAUAUAGCAAGGCCUUUGGACAGUCAAGUCAACAGCAAAAGUGUUCAGGAGCUAGCUAACUUUGCAGGCUUAUCAGCAAGAUAUUUUGCAAUGUGUCCUGUGCAGGACCCACUUGAUGUUGUGAGCAAAGGAGUAAAUAUAUAUCCUGGCAAUAGCAAAAAUAAUUUCACUAAUGACAUUCUUCAAAGUUUAUCCAAAGCCAGGAUGCAAGGGAGACGUCAGAGUUAUCAACUGGCAAGAAUCAGCCUGUUGGAAGACAAAAGUACAUCUUUGGAAACACAGGAAUGUAUUUCACUGAUGGAUCAACAGAGAUUUGGACACACAAAUUCUGUGGCUGCAGCAAUGCUUCUUCCAGCGUUCCGCCCUUAUCCUUCCAAACAAACGCUCCAUCGAAAUAAGGGGACAACAAAGUUACAAAAUCAAGCAAAAUGCUUGCAAUACCGUUUGUGA
This is a messenger RNA of Amblyraja radiata (thorny skate), 1242 nucleotides long. RefSeq lists its product as uncharacterized. The transcript is spliced from 4 exons. The record is from RefSeq and is a predicted model, not a curated record. The coding region runs from base 1 to 1242 and encodes 413 amino acids. NCBI's taxonomy places the organism in Eukaryota, Metazoa, Chordata, Chondrichthyes, Rajiformes, Rajidae.